Messenger RNA from Mesorhabditis spiculigera, 2721 nucleotides. Lineage: Eukaryota; Metazoa; Nematoda; Chromadorea; Rhabditida; Rhabditidae. The record is from the annotation of a GenBank genome assembly.
AUGUUCGCCUUCAUACAGAAAUGUCGACGGCCUCCGGAAACGAACCAUGAAGUCAUCAUCGGCGCCCCCAGCAAGCAAUCCGCCAACAACAAGCUCAACACCACCAAGUACAACGCGUUCGACUUUGUGCCCCGAUUCUUGGUGGCCAAGUUCCUCGAGCCGACCAACGCCUUUUUCCUCGUGCUCACCCUUGUAAAGUUGCUGCCCGAGGUCUCGGCGGUCCCGUGGCAUUCUUCCGGCGUCCCGUUGAUCAUCAUCAUCCUCGUCAACGCGUUCACUGAAAUUUACGAGGAUUUGCUCGAGGAAGGCCACAUUGUGCGACUGACGAAAGGCGACAUGGUGCCGGCCGAUUUGCUGAUUUUAAGCUCUUCGGAACCGGGCGGAGAUGUCUACAUGGAAACGGCGAAUCUCGACGGCGAGGCCAAUCUGAAAGUUCGACAAGCGCCCGCCGAGACGAUGGAAGAUCGCUACAUCCACCAGGGCCUUCUACGCGCCUUCCUCGGUCAACUGAUCCUCUUCUCAAAUCUGGUGCCCAUCUCGUUGUGCGUGACGAUCGAGGGAUGUCUGAUGUGGCAGGCGUAUUUUAUCAAGCAGGAUAUUGGCAUCUACGACGAGGAACGCGACCAAAAAUCGGAAGUCCGCUCAUUCGCCAUGAUCCCGAACCUUGGAUUGGUGAAGUACGUGAUGUCGGACAAGACGGGCACGCUCACCACCAAUCGGAUGAACUUCAAGUUUUGCUCGAUUGGAGGAAAAAGCUACGGCGUCGCGUCGGAAUCACCGGAAUUUGAUGGGCGCAAAAUGGUGCGCGAGCUGCGCUAUCGCACCCUAUGCUUUGGAUAUCGUGACGUCACCGAGGAGGAAUAUCUGACCUGGGCCGACGAGUGGAACAAGGCCAACUGCGACCUGCAGAACCGCGAGAAGAUGAUCGAGGAGGUGGCGGCAAAAAUGGAGCACGAGAUCCUUCUGCUUGGCGCCUCCGCCAUUGAGGAUAAGCUGCAGGACCGAGUCCCCGAAACGAUCGCCCGUAUGCUGCAGGCCGAAAUGAAGGUCUGGGUGCUGACUGGGGAUAAACUCGAAACGGCCAUCAAUAUCGGUCACUCUUGCUCCCUUCUCUCCCAGGAUACCCCAAAAAUCAUCCUCGACCGAAACACGGAAGCGGAAACAGAGGCCCUCCUCGACAGCUAUGUCGGGAUGGUGGGCGAGCGGAUGCUUGAUGCGAAAAACGCGCAAUUGGCGUUGAUUGUUGAUGCACAGUGCUUGGACUGGGUUAUGGGGUCGUCGACGAUGCGCAUGGACUUUUUGCGGAUUGCCCUCUGCUGCUCGGCCGUCAUUUGCUGUCGGUGUACACCAUUUCAAAAAGCCGCGGUGACGCGCCUCGUCCGCAACAACGUAGAUGGUCUCGUGCUGUCGGUAGGCGAUGGGGCUAAUGAUGUGGCUAUGAUUCAGGAAGCCGAUAUUGGUGUGGGGAUCACGGGCGUUGAGGGCAGCCAAGCUGCCAAUGCCUCCGAUUUUGCUAUCUCACAGUUCCACCACCUGGAUCGACUGCUGUUUGUACACGGAACAACGUGCUUUCACCGGAUCUCGACCGUCGUGCUCUUCUCGCUCUAUAAGAAUCUCAUCGAGGUUUCACUGAAUAUGUUCUACGGCUUCGACAAUGGCAAUUCGGACAACCCGGUGGCCGACGAGUCGACGAUGGUCCGCUACAACCUCAUCUACACCUGUUGGAUUGUCGGCAUUCUGGGCAUCUUUGACAACCCGGUCCCGUUGGAUGUGUUGGGAAAGUACCCGCUCCUCUACACGCAUUUCCAGGACAACCUCACCAACUUGAGCCACAUGAUCUGGUCGGCGAACGCGAUGCUCCACGGUGCCAUGCUGUACUAUGCGUAUCGGAUCUGGUGGCGCGAUGGGGGAGUGAUGUUCCCGAGUGGCCGUGACGGUUGGGGCCAGAUGGGUGGCUCGUGGCUGUAUUCGUGUAUGGUUUUCGUGGUGAGCCUGAAGUCGGUCCUCGAGAGCCUCUCUAUCACUGUGCUAACGGCCCUCGGCUGCUUGAGCUCGAUUAUUGGCGUGGCGGCGAUGAUGGUCGUCGACUCGUACCUGUUCCCCUACUUUAUCGCGCCCAUCAUUGGCCCCAAUCGGGCCCAUUACUUGGGCCUCAUCUACACCCUGCCGUCCCCCCAAACGGGCCUCUUCCUGCUGUUCAUCUGCGUCGCGUGCCUGCUGCCCGACUUGGCCGUCAAAGCCCUCUACCGUACCCUCUACCCCUCCAUCCUCCACCGUGUCAUCCAGUCAUUAGCAAAGAAAGAUACCGUACUCGACACGUUCCGCCAGCCGAUGAUCCUCCUUGCCGACGUCGUCGGGCUGAAGCAGGAGCUGGAGAGUGGAAAGUACGGCUUCAUGUUCGCCCAGGAUGACGGGAGAGUGAUCUCGCAGGGAGAUCUUCUGAAAAUGUAUGGCGCCCCGGACUGUCGCUCGUCCAGAAGACAGAACCAAAAUAAACCCGCCGCCGAGCACCAUCUGGUCGAGCAGAGCCCCGUCUCGUCCACGAAAUCCCUCAACUCGCGCAACCCCCGGCAUGUCAAAUGGGCAUCACACCCCACCGCCGAGCCGAUCAUCACUGAAGAGCCGGUCGUUGCCAAGCCGAAUGAUGAACACAAAUCAAGCCCUAGCUGUGAGGACACCCAGGUGGCCACUAUGGAAUUGCCGCCCGGCGUCGACGGCCCC